Molecule: messenger RNA, 775 nt
Organism: Colletotrichum navitas
Lineage: Eukaryota; Fungi; Ascomycota; Sordariomycetes; Glomerellales; Glomerellaceae
Exons: 1
Coding region: 230-679 (149 amino acids)
Source: RefSeq, a predicted model, not a curated record
AGUGCAGUCUUCUGUGUCGUUCAUCUCCUGCAAGCCGUAGAGUAGACUGACUGUCAGACACAGCACAGAGAAGCCUGAUUGAGCUGGUCCUUCCUUCGUCUUACUGCUUGCUUGUUGCACGACACGAACCGCCGCCGCCCCUUGAUGCAUCGUGCCUGCCUCACCACGUCGGACACAGCUGUCACCUGAAGGAUACGUACUGCGCACUCAUUCGCCUGCGACACCGGACAUGUGUGUGUCAUAUCAGCCUAUUUGCCCUGCAGAGGAAACACCGCCUCCUGGGUUCCCGAGUCUGGUGGUCCUUUGUCCCAUGGUCCACGGUCCACGGUCCAUACCUACUAUACUCCGUACCUACGAGUACGACCCCGCUGCAGCAGACAGACAGACAGACCAGACCUAUCGACUUUCUUUGGGCCUCAGAGAAGCGGUCUGCAAACAUGAAGUUCAAUUGCAUGCGAAUCGGCCAUGCCAUGUUUGUCCACCUCAUCAGCAUCCGGAGUACUGCCCCAACAAAGUCGGACAAAUCAACGCUCACCGUCGGUCCAAUAAAUGCAGGCAACAUCGAUACCAGCAAGGCAACCCGCCCGGAGCAUCGCAUCCACGCGGGGAGGAUGGUAGCGGGAUUAACAGAAGACUUGUUUCUGCUUCUGGCCGCCUUGAUGAGUUGGCAUAUGCAUGACCUUUUGGGGGGGGCUCUCGUCUUACAGGCUCGACCACCCAAUGCGCGCCCUCAUCGAGACCUGAAGACAUGAAGACUUGAGAAAUAUUGGAUGGG